Molecule: messenger RNA, 234 nt
Organism: Nematocida minor
Lineage: Eukaryota; Fungi; Microsporidia
Product: V-type H+-transporting ATPase subunit e
Exons: 1
Coding region: 1-234 (77 amino acids)
Biological process (GO): proton transmembrane transport
Cellular component (GO): proton-transporting V-type ATPase, V0 domain
Molecular function (GO): proton-transporting ATPase activity, rotational mechanism
Source: RefSeq, a predicted model, not a curated record
AUGAACUAUUUCCACAUCCAAGAGCAUCCGUUGCUGGUUGUUAUUAUAGUUUCGGUUUUUGCGAUGCUCGCAGCGCGGAUGGCUUGCAUUAUGGCAAUGGGGUACAUAAAAUUUAAAACAGAAAGCUCCAAAGAGGUGGUUAUAUUCUCGCUGUACACAUCUGCAGCCUGUCUUCUGCUGUCCUGGGCGUGCAUCUACCUCGGACAAGCACGGCCCAUGAUAGAGCCAAAAUAA